CAACCACAACACAAACACAAACACAAACACCAUAACCACCACAAUGGCUCUCGACGACAUACCCGUAGCGCAAGCCGUCACGGUCACCCUGCAAGACCUAAUCGACGGAACCAUCCCCCCCUCAACCCUAACAGAAGCCUUCGGCCCCUCCUCCCUAGGCAUAAUCCUCGUCAAGAACCUCCCGCCAACCUUCCCCCACCUACGCGCGCAAGUCCUCUCCAACGCCUCAUACCUCGCCUCGCUGCCCCCCUCCACGCUGGACUCCCUCACCUGCGCCUCCGCAAAAUACCUCAUCGGCUGGUCCCUAGGCAAAGAAACCCUCCGCGACGGACACUACGACACACACAAAGGCUCCUACUACCUGAACUGCGCGUUCUACAACGACCCGUCCCUGCAAGGCGCGCCGUCCAUCGACGCAGAAUUCCCCGAAUACACCUCCCCCAAUAUCUGGCCGAGCGAGACAGAUCUCCCCACCUUCCGGAGCAGCUUCGAGCAGCUCUGCACGCUGAUUAUUGAUACGGCGGCGUUGGUGGCGCGCGCGUGUGAUCGCUUUGCGGUGGAAAGUGUCGAUGGGUAUAAGGCGGGGUAUUUGGAGAAGGUCGUGAGGGGGAGUUUUACCACUAAGGCGAGGUUGUUGCAUUAUUUUCCCACUGAAGGUUCUUCUUCGGAGGGAGGGGAAAAAGAAGAAAGUGAGGGUGGUGAUGAUGACGACUGGUGCGCAACGCACCUCGACCACGGAUGUCUAACGGGUCUUACGUCCGCGAUGUUCGUCGAUGAGGAGGCGCAUGAUCCCUCCUCCUCCACUUUGGAAGAUAAAUCCUCACCCCUGCCGGAACUCAUGACCUCGCCGGAUCCUAAGGCCGGGUUGUAUAUCCGCUCUAGGACGGGCCAGGUCGUCAAGGUCAAUAUACCGAAGGAUUGUCUUGCGUUUCAGACGGGUGAGGCGCUGCAGCUUAUUACGAGGGGGCAGUUCCGUGCUGUGCCGCAUUUCGUGAAGGGUGCGAGAGGGGUCGGGAAGGUGGCGAGGAAUACGUUGGCGGUGUUUACGCAGCCGAAUCUGGAGGAGGAGGUACGAGAUGGGGUUACGUUUGGGGAUUUUGCUAGGGGCGUGGUGGAGAAGACGUCGAAGUAGGAUGCCAUGUCAUUAUUUGAUGGGUGUGGGGUGUGUAGUUUGUUUGUAUAGCUU
This is a messenger RNA of Aspergillus costaricaensis CBS 115574, 1186 nucleotides long. RefSeq lists its product as uncharacterized. NCBI's taxonomy places the organism in Eukaryota, Fungi, Ascomycota, Eurotiomycetes, Eurotiales, Aspergillaceae. The transcript has 2 exons. The record is from RefSeq and is a predicted model, not a curated record. The coding region runs from base 44 to 1132 and encodes 362 amino acids.